This is a messenger RNA of Macrosiphum euphorbiae (potato aphid), 1218 nucleotides long. NCBI's taxonomy places the organism in Eukaryota, Metazoa, Arthropoda, Insecta, Hemiptera, Aphididae. The record is from the annotation of a GenBank genome assembly.
AUGAUAUGGGAAGAUUGGACUAAUUUAGAGUCCGAACUCAACCAAAUGUUGAGGGUCAUAGGGGAAAUGGACAAUUUUCAGAAGGCAAACAAAAACGUCCACAAACCUUUGAAAGACUGGAUCUCGAGGCUUGUGGCCUUGACGGAAGCGGUGAACACGAAGAAACCUCCUUUGAGGAAGAGCUGCGCAAAAGUAUCAGAUUUGGUGGGCAAGCUGCAUCAUAUUGCGGUCGGCCACGCGGAGAUUUCGCUGAGGGCAAUGGAGAACAGUAUCCUACUCCCCCCUGUAGCAUCUAGCUCCCCAGAAGCCCCCAACCGGGCAGCUAAAUAUGAUAAGAAGAAGAAAACACGUGAAAACGCGGCGGACCAGGACCCAGGGAGAUGGUUCGAAGCCAAGAUGAAGAAACCUAGGACUAGGAAGCAUGAUGCGGCAGAGGUUAAUGCCAAGCUCCCCCCACCUUCUCGACCCCCCCGACCACCUCGGGGACAAACGUUGAAGAGAGUGAGGGCGAAACCAGAUGCGGUACUGAUCAAGGCAGUGAAAGCGGACGGCGAUGAUCCAACGACCUCUUACGCUACUAUUGCUGCGAGGUUGAAGGAGAAAGUGGACCUCACCUCAAUGGGGGUCACCAUCGAAAGGACGAGGAUGACUAAAGCUGGCAACUUGCUGCUUGAAGUAGGAGGCAAACAACCCGCCCCUAUAGCACUGAGUGAUGCAAUCACGGCAGCUAUAGGAAAUCUAGGAGAAGCAAGUGUGCUCCAGCAAAAGGUAGCGGUUGAGUUCAGAGGUGUUGACGUAACGGCAAAUGAGGAUGACGUUCGUAAUGCGCUGAGGGCUCGCAGCGGCGAGGAACCGUUCAGAAUCGGAAAAAUGAGAAGAUCGCCUGGCGGACAGAAGCAGGUUGAUGCACUCCUCUCACUGAGGGUGGCGGAAGCACUUCUUUUCGAGGGCAGAAUGAAGAUUGGCUGGAGUACCUGUAAGGUGCGCCUUAAGGAGCGCUCCAGUCGGUGCUACAGAUGUCAAGGAUUUGGACACUACGCUGCGAACUGCACUGGUCCAGAUCGCACGAAGACGUGCAUGAGAUGUGGAGAAGAUGGGCAUAUCGCAGUGAGGUGCAACAAGACUCCUUCAUGCCCACUAUGUAGAGACAAUGGUUUCGAGAUGGGCCACAUUUCGGGUGGCGAAGCUUGUGACAGCAGGAAGAAUAAAAAACAUUAG